Messenger RNA from Syzygium oleosum, 5494 nucleotides. RefSeq names its product disease resistance protein L6-like. Gene Ontology annotation, biological process: signal transduction; defense response. The coding region runs from base 146 to 3622 and encodes 1158 amino acids. The record is from RefSeq and is a predicted model, not a curated record. The transcript is spliced from 5 exons. Gene Ontology annotation, molecular function: ADP binding. NCBI's taxonomy places the organism in Eukaryota, Viridiplantae, Streptophyta, Magnoliopsida, Myrtales, Myrtaceae.
UCUCUCUCUCUUUAGUCUUGACUAAGUCCCUGUCUCAUCUCAUCUCAUCUCUCUAGAUCUCGACUCAGUCGCUGUCUCAUCUCGCUUGGCCGUCGAUCAGCGCAUUCUAGCUCGAUUCUGUCUCAAGUCUCAAUUGCUUCGUGCCAUGGCACCAGCCACUCGCACAUCAGGAAUGGAGUUCGAGGUGUUCCUGAGUUUCAGAGGACCGGAUACUCGGCGCGACUUCACUAGUUGUCUCUACCGUGAAAUGGUGGAGAAAGGAAUCCGCGUCUUCAAAGACGACGAAGAGCUCCGAGUCGGUGAGAAGAUUGAGGGAGAGCUCUUGCAAGCCCUUGAAGACACUCAAAUCUAUAUCCCCAUCUUCUCUAAGGGCUUCGCUUCCAGUCGGUGGUGUCUCCGUGAGGUUUCGCAUAUGAUAGAUUGCACUUUAAAGUCGGAAGGGAAGAAGGAUAUCCUUCCCCUUUUUUUCGACGUGGAGCCAGAGGAUGUGAAGCUCAAAACUGAAUUGUACAGGAAUGCCCUGUCUAAGCAUGCGGAGAAGUAUGGCCCGGAUGAGGUGAAGUGCUGGGAAGCUGCUCUUGUUGAGGUUGCAACUAGAGUAGGCUGGAAGCGGGAAGGGAAAGAGUAUGGAGAACUUAUAGGAUCGAUUGUUCGAGAGGUCCAACUUAAGCUGAAGGUGAAGAAUAGAUCUCUUCCUGACCAUCUAGUUAAAGUGGACGAUGAAGAAGCUAUAGAGGAAUUGUUGGAUGUUGACUCUGAUGGCGUACGAUUCGUCAUAAUCCAUGGUACGGGUGGUAUUGGUAAAUCAACUCUGGCUAAGGUUAUCUUCAACAAAUUCUUGUCUAAAUUCGGUUGCUCCAGUUUCCUUGAAGAUGUCCAAAGUCAUCAUCUUUUAGACAUGCAAAAGAAGCUGUUAUCCGACACAAUAGGCGCGACCUCUACUGACGGAAUCCAUGACACUAACGAUGGGAUCAAUCGCAUAAGAAAAGGACUUAGCGAGAAAAAGGUUAUGGUUGUUGUCGAUAAUGUGAACGACAAGGAGCAACUCGAGAACCUCGCAGGGAGCUACAAAUGGUUCGGUUCCGGAAGCAGGAUCAUCAUCACAGUCAGGGACAAAAGGACAAUACCAUAUAGGACGAUGCUAGAUGAGGAGAACCAAACGCGACCUAGCUAUUACAUGGACUACCCAGUAAAGGAGAUGCCUUUGGAUCAAGCGAUUUUGCUAUUCAGCAAGCAUGCCUUCAGAAGCGAUACUCCUCCAAAAGAUUGGCACAAUUUCUCGAAAGUAGUCGUUUUAAGCAUAGGGAGGCUUCCUUUGACUCUUGAAGUCGUGGGUUCUCUUUUCGCCAACACAGACAGAUCGAAGUGGCACGAGACAUUGAAGGACUUAAAGCAAGUCCCGCAUGAGGAAGUCCGAGACACACUGAUGAUAAGUUUCAACAAAUUGGAUCCCAGAAAAAAAGCAAUAUUCCUAGAUAUUGCAUGUUUUUGCAUCGGGGAGGAUAAGACGCAUGCGUAUUACAUGUGGGAUGAUUGUGGAUAUUCUCCUCGUAGCGCAAUUGAUGAUCUUCUCCUCAUGUCGUUGAUAAAGAUUGAUGAGCACAAUAAGUUCUGGAUGCAUGAUGAAAUUCGAGAUCUAGGAAGAUACCUUGUCAAGGAAGAGAAUUUUGAAGAUGCUGGAAAGCGCCGUUGGGUGUGGAUUGACAAGAACACUUUAGACGUGCUGAGGAGCAACAAGGAAAACCCAGAUGUACGAGCACUCAGUCUGGGUAUUAGUCACGACUUUACACCUGAAGAAUUAGCUCGUUUUCCAAACUUGAGGUUCCUUGGAGGGGAAAGAAUGGAUUUCGUGGGCAACUUCGAAAAUCUUCUUCCCAAUCUAAGAUGGCUUUCUUGGCGUUAUCGCCCGCAGAAUAUUAGAGCGACGAAUCUUCAACCGGUGAAUUUGGUAGUGCUCAACCUUUCGCGGAGCGAAAUCACCCACAAAUGGGGUGGAUGGAGACAAAUCAAGAUGGCGAAAAAGUUGAAAGUUCUAAAUUUGGAAAAUUGCUUUAUGUUAACCGAGACACCUGAUUUUUCCGAGUUUGGCCAGUUGGAGAAAUUGAUUCUCGCUGGGUGUAUUGGUUUGUCUACAAUUGAUAGUUCAAUUGGUAAGCUAAAACUGCUAAGUGCUUUGAAUUUCGAGGGAUGUAGCUCCCUUCAAGGGUUGCCCAAAGAAAUCGGUUCCCUAAAAUACUUGUCAGAGAUUUUCCUUUGCUCAACAACGGAACAUUUUAAAUUUCCUGAGACACUAGGCAAUCUAAAAUCUUUGACCAAGUUUGAAAUUUUUCGGUGUCCGGGUAUCAGCCAACUUCCUCGGUCUAUUGGAAAGUUAACGAAUCUCACGCAUUUGAUUUUGCGUGAAUGCGAAACUUUGCAUGAGCUUCCGGACUCUCUUGGGGAACUAGAAUCAUUGGUCGAGUUGGAUAUACAAGGGUCAUCUAUCUUCACUCUUCCUGAUUCCAUUGGAAAUCUGAAGAGACUAAAAGUCAUUAGGGUGGCAAGUUCAAGGAUACAUAUGAUACCUUGUGCUCUUGGACAGGUGGAGACGCUCGAAGUGCUUGAUGCCUCGUAUUGUCAGCAUAUCAUGAAUGAAAUCCCGUGGGAAAUGUGGAGCCUGACUCGUCUGAGGACCUUGGACUUAUGUAUGAUCCCAAUCUCUACACUGCCGCCAAAAAUAAGUGGUUUCUCUAGUCUCCAAACACUUAAAUUUGAAAUUGCAAGGGGCCGGUUUUGCCCAUUGCCGGAGCUUCCCUCGAGUUUGAAAUUCCUUGAGGUGGUGGGCGUUGUUAAUUUCAAUGUUCUUCCCGACCUCUCGAGCCUAGUCCACUUGGAUCAUCUCCACUUGUGUGGGCCAUUUACUGCACUUUGGAGCGAGAGCGAGAACGAGGUCAUGCUGUCCAUCCAUCGGCUUCCGCGUGGCUUAUCAACCUUGAAACUUCACUAUAUCCCGCAAUUGCCAGAUUUUUCCGACUUCAAAAACUUGUCGAUUCUCACCAUCGGCGGAUGUCCGAUGCCACACUUCCCCGUCCUUAAAUCCUUGGAGAGAUUAAGGAAAUUGGAGAUAACUCACUGCAAAUUCCUAGAGAAGACACCCGAUCUUUCGGGCUUGAAGAAGCUAGAAGAGCUACAGCUCUGCCACUUAGACAAAUUAGCUGAGAUUCCAGGUUUGGGUGAACUGGAAUCACUAAAGUUUUUACGCAUUUGGUGUUGUAGGGAGAUCGAACAAUUACCUAACCUCUCGAAGUUGAAGAAUCUACGUUAUCUCAUGCUAUGGGAUAGUUCUAAGAUUAGAGCCGUGGAAGGCUUGGAAGAAUUGAUUUCUUUGAAGAAUGCGGAGAUCGAAGGAUGCGAGUCCCUGGAAAGGUUGCCUGAUUUGUCGGCAUUCACCAAGUUGAAGACAGAUUGGAAGCCGCCAAAAUUUGCAGAAGACACCAUUCAGUCUAAUAUGCCUGAACUCCCCCGCACCAUUCGUGGGGUCGUCAAAAAAGCCCCGCCCCGCCCAGCCCGGUCCAAAAUUUUGGGGUGUUUUGGGGUUGGGCCUUGGUCUUCUUUGCUUAAGGCUUUUAAUCGUGGGCAUUAGAAGGGUUAGGGCAGGGUCGGGUCCGACCCAUUGACACCGCCGGGACCACCCAGUUACCCACUCAUCUCUGCCUCUCUCUCGCCUUCUCCUCUUCUCUCCCUCUGCGCAGAGCGUGACGAUAACCCAACACCGAUCGCCCCUCCGCUCGCCGUGAACUUCAGGCGACUAAUAGCCUUUGCCUCCAUCACCGUUCGCUCCCUUGAGUGUGCGACGAAACCCUAGUCGCAUGCAGUUGAGCGAUCUCAUCACGGCAAUGGGCGAGAGAUACGACAGCUCGUUUCCGCCUCUCUCUCUGUCGAUUCCGUUGGAUAUCUUCUUGCGUGCUAUCGUGAAUUCUCGCGACUUGAACUCUGCCUUUUCGUUUGAAUCGUGACAGCGGGGAUCGAGGUGCACGAGCUGAGGCAGAAGUCGAAGGCCGAUCUGCUGAGCCAGUUGAAGGACCUCAAGGCCGAGCUCUCCAAGACGUGUGUCGCCUUUUGGGUAGUAAUGUCACACUAACAACACUAAUUGCCUUGGAAAAGGCAGUGAAGGUACGAUCGAGGUCUAUGAUGAUUGCUCUGCUAUUUGGAGGCAACGGGUAUACUUAAUUUAGGGUGGUUAAAUGGUAUUAGAGCUUGAUUUUCCAGAGGCAUUUUCUGGUCUUCUGACUCAUAGAGAAUUCGAAUUGGUGAAGUUGUGUUAUAUCUUAAAAACAAAGUUUCAGUCGAAACUAUGAGUGAGGAGGACAAAUUGCUUUGUAUGAGUGGUUGCAUAAGUAUCUGCUACAUGGAAGGCUUUAAGCUCAACUUUUAAUCCACCAUGUAGCAUUUGCUUGACUUUUUUGCAUUGCAAUCUGUGGGAAACUGGUAUUUUGAUGGGUGAUGAAUGUAUGGGUGAUGUGUACUUUCUGGUAAUGGGUGGCAAUGGCAACUUUGAGUUCUGUGCUGUAAGUCUGUCGGGUUAUGGUAGCUUAUUGGAUGAUUUUGUUGGAUGCUCUACCGCUAAUUAUGUUAUUUUGCCAUUGUUUGCGAUUAUUCGAGUGUUACUACAAAUAUCGAGCUGUGUCGGCUUCUGGCUAGGUUCGGGGAAGUUUGUUGCGGUCUCAAUGUUGGAGUGUACACAGUACGGUAGUUGUUAAUUUGGAAAGAUGAAUGCAGGGGGAUUUCAUUAGAUUUUGGUUUUACGCUCGAUUAGUUAGUGUGAAUAUCGAUUAAGGUUGUGCAGGUCAAGUUCUUGACUUCCUGUAUUGAUGCACUUGGAUAUGGAAACUAAAGAAAAGGGAAAAUGGUCGUAUAUCUCACUAGGAGCUGGAUCAUCAUUACAUGUUUUUGAUAUCUUGUGUUGUGGCAUUUGCAUCUUCACCUUGAUGGAGCAAUUUACUUUUUGUAUGUCAUUUUGUUAAUGCUUGUGACAAAAGCUUUGGAGUACUUAGGCUACCUAAGGGGUACACUGUUACAAGCAAGCAAUUAUGUCUCCCAGACACAUGACUGCAUGCUUAAUCAUGUAGAGUCUGUAAAUUCUUUAAAUUCACAAGCCAUUUCGAAGAUGUACUCUGCUGAGAAGUUUUUUUAUGAGAAGGGUGAGAUUUUUGCAAGAAUCACUUCUUAGGUCCAUGUGGGCAUGAAUCCUCUACCGAACAUUAGAAAGCUUGUUAUCAUCUCUACUUGAAGAGGUCAAGGAAUUCGAUUAACCAAUGCCACCUUGGCAACCUAUCCAUUACCACUACACAAGAAAGGUGUUAAUAAAGAUCUGUUGGAAUUAAUGGGACACCUCGCGUGUGAAAGUAUGUAGAAGGUGAUUACUUUGUCUUCGGCUAUAGGAAGAAGCAAGCAGUUGGGGAGAAUAUCUUAGUUUCUGAUUGUUUUGUCUGGUCAUCAUUAAGGAAAACAAAGG